AUGUCAGUCAGUUCCUCCCUUCAGCAGAGAAUCAAGACGCACGGAGCGGAUCCGGAUGACAGCGGGGAUGACUGGGAGAUCGGGGUUGGGAAUCUGAUCAUCGACCUGGACGCGGAUUUGGAGAAGGAUCGACAGAGAUUGGAGAUGAAUCGCGUUUUGAGCGUUAAAAGCGCGGUGGAAGGUCGCGAAGAGCUCGAAUACAAUUGCUCGAGCGCAGGCGCCGCGUUCGACGGCCUGACGCGAGCCUCCGCCGCCAGCGAGCAGACGCUCCUCUGCAAAGAGCCCAAGAAAUUCAAGCUGAAACGCAGGAAUUCCACCACGGAUGCGGAUCGAUUCCCGUCGCUGGAGAUGGUGAGCGGCAUUCCUAAAGUUUGCGUCGGUAAGCGGCGCGAGGCUCAAGGACGCGGCGGAGAGAUGAAUUCAGCACCAGCGCCGGUGGACAGCGACCAGCCCACGCCGCCCGCCCGAGCCAAAGACUGCAAAAAGGGCAAAACCCAGAGCAAAGGAGUGAAAAGAGAGAAAGACUCGGCGAGGACGCGGAAAGAGAAGCCUAGCGAUGAAUUCGGCCCGCUGUCAGAGAACGGAAGCGCCUUGGGAGGAACGGAGAAUCUCAUCGGUAGGGGCGGAAUGGACGCGGCUAUUGUUGACCACACUGACGACACGAGCACCGAGGAGAACAGCCUGAGGACGUUGAGUGUUAAGACGCGGUCGGUUGGAACUAACACACAGGAAGCCGAGAAAGCCCUCGAGUCCAGCUACAUGGAGCCAUGUCAACCAGGAACGAGUGUCAAUCUAGAGGGUAUUGUGUGGCAUGAAACGGAGGAAGGGGUUCUAGUUGUGAAUGUCACAUGGAGGAAAAGGACCUAUGUGGGCACUCUCUUGGACUGUACCAAGCAUGACUGGGCUCCACCACGGUUUUGUGAAUCACCAAUGAGUGAUUCUGAAAUGCCUUAUGCGCGUGGACGUGGUAAACGGAUGCGGCUGGCCAUACCAGAUCAACCAGCUGUAGACCCGAGUCUUUCCAAGAUACGAGGGCUAACUCACAAGAGGCGCGGAGUGGGAAUCGGCAACAAAGGAAGACGAGGGAGUCUGAACCUCAGUGGCUGUAGGACACCUGGAUACUACGCCAUGGAGGACAUCAAAUCCAAUUCACUUAUAUGUGGAAAACGAAAAGGCAAAGCCCCAGCCGAUCUAGAUUUAAGUUUGGUCUCGGAGGACAUUAGGAAUGGGAAUGGGAAAAGGAUACGAGCCAAAUCCAGGAGCGCUCCUUCCACCCCUCAGGGUAAAUCCGACCCUGUGUUUCUUGAUCAAGUUUGCGCGUCCCCAAUGCUAAUAGACUGUCCGCAUCCGAACUGCAACAAGAAGUACAAACAUAUCAACGGGCUCCGUUACCACCAGUCACACGCUCACCUGAACAGUGACAGAAAGCAAGAGUUUGAGGUGGAGAGCGAGGACAGGCUUUCAGAUUUUGAUGAAGCACUCAGCUCGGUACCUUUUGAUUCUUCUGAGAACAUCAUCUCCAAGAAGCCCAGAAGCAUGUAUAAACUCAAUGCAGUCGGUUCUCCAAAGAGCAGGAAAGCAUUGCUCAACAAUGAUAGCAGUCCCAAAGCCAAUGCAAAACUACGCCCUAAUGUGGCAAGUAAAGAUGGAUCCAUAGAUGAUCUGAGCAACCUCCCACUCAUUUCCAACAUGUCCGUUGUCCUUGAGAACUGCCUCAUGACGGAUCGUAGUACAUCUGUUGAGAUGCCUAAGCUCGAAGCAGAGGGUGUUAUUGAUAAGAGGGACAUAUGUAGCAAAGUUAAGAAAGAAGGGUUCACUGAGAGAUGCUUAGCCAAGUCUCGAACCAACAGACUCAUCAACGCUGCCCCUGCUCCUCCGAAGCUGACCGCUAUUCCACCCGCUGCAUUUUCCACUAAAAUCACAGAAGUUUCUUCUCAUCAGGCUUCUCCAACUGUUGCCCUCACAAAAGCCAAGAACCUCUCACUGAAACCCAUCAAGCCAAAGCUGGACGUUAUUGCACAAGUUAACAUGGCCAACACCGCCUCAGUCCUGAGCAAAGACAGUAAGAGAAAGGAAAAGCAUCGAUUAAAGGACAGGAAUUGUAAAGAUCCCCGGAGUCCCAAAAGUGACCCGAUAUACACAAAAGCGGAUGAUACAAAGACUAUCGGGAAAGACUUUCCCGUGAGCCUCUUGAAAGAGCAUUUGAGCAAGCAAGAUGUUGUAAACGGUCCAAGUGAAACGCAAGAAAGCCGCAUGGCGAGUAUCAGAGCCGAGGCCGACAAGGUGUACACCUUCUCAGACAAUGCACCGAGUCCUUCCAUCGGGAGCUCUGCAAGAAUGGACUGCGUCCCUCUUACAAACGGAGAUGGAGUGAGUGCUAAAACAAACAGUCCUGCAUACUCCGACAUAUCCGAUGCAGCUGAGGACGGUGGAUCAAACUCAAGAUCUAGAAGGAACUCGACACAAGAUUCUAACUCAAACAGCAACAUCAAUCCCAAAAUUCCCUCAGUGAGUACCACUCCCACGGUGACCCCAGGAAAAGAGGUCCAGUCCACAUCUCACGGCCAUGGUUAUGAAUCCCAUUGCAUCCCAGGUUACAUGCAUUCUGGGCAAGCCAGUUCCACUUCGUUCCAUAAGGUGGCCUCACCUUACGGUCGGACGAAGGAUGAUUUGAGAGAUUUAAAUGAGGAUAUAAAAAGCUCAGAAUCCUCUAGCCACUCAAGUUCCCAAUCACAGCUUCAGUACGCUGAAACGCACACAGCGCUGGCUCAGUCUUUGUACUAUGGACAGUACAGCCGGGGUGUUUCAAUGGACCAGAAGGUUCUAAUGAUGCCCAGCACCCACAGACCUCUCAGUGAGGCAUGCUGUGAGGAAAUGCAGUAUAGCAAGCAAAGUAGAGGUCAAGUUAGACGAGGAUCUGAGCAAAAGGAACGAACAAAGGAUGAGCAAAAACUGUUUAUAAGCUCUCCUCAGUCGAUUCAUAAAGGGGCGAACUCUGUUAAGAUUAACUGUGCAAAACCUGGCUUCAUCUAUGUGGAUUUGGACAAGCAGCUGUCGUUUCAGCAGCAGCAGCAACAGGGGAAACUGUCACAUAUCUCCAUGUCAAAAGAACAAGGGGUCCUCAAGGAAUCUGAAGACCUCAGUUUGGAGAGUUCAAACUCAAAAUCAAAUGUGGACACAAAUGUAACAUUUCUAAAUGCUUCAGAAUCUCAGUCCUGGAGCCACUCUUAUCAGUCCAAAUAUGUGAAGCAGCAAAAUCAAGAGGUCAACAGGAUCUCUGAGGAAAUGAGUCUGAGUCCAAACAAGGGGAAAGAUUGGCACAUGCCUCUAGAGCCCGAGUCCAGGCUGGAGGCCGAACUCCAGAGCGUCAAGUGUGAGACGGCUGCCGAGGUCAUCGAGGAAAGUACCAGACCGGAGGUGGACGAGAUAGUGGAUGAGACGUCUGAAGACUUGCAGAACGCAAGAGGGGCCGCGUCGUCACCCCAGCAGUCCUUCAUCCAGUUUCAGCACUCCUACCCCUAUUUACACCUGUGUGAGACAAGCAGCAAUGCUUACAGAGUGAUGUCUCCAGCUUUGGUGCAUAAUUACCCAGGUUUCCAUUAUCCUCUGUAUGGAAAAACGGCAGGGAGAGAGGAUUCAGAGGGGGCUCAAAGCAGCAAACCAGUGACAGAUUCGACAGCAUUAGAGCUUCUGUCACAUCCUCUCCUGCCGUAUCACGGCAAAUCUCCCGUUGUAUGUGUCUCAGUUCAAAAAACAAGUAAAAGACACUGGUGA
Messenger RNA from Sinocyclocheilus rhinocerous, 3774 nucleotides. RefSeq names its product zinc finger protein 608-like. Gene Ontology annotation, biological process: regulation of transcription by RNA polymerase II. The transcript has 6 exons. The coding region runs from base 1 to 3774 and encodes 1257 amino acids. Gene Ontology annotation, cellular component: nucleus. NCBI's taxonomy places the organism in Eukaryota, Metazoa, Chordata, Actinopteri, Cypriniformes, Cyprinidae. The record is from RefSeq and is a predicted model, not a curated record.